AUGGCGCCAUCAUUCGUCGCCAUUGCAGGCGCCACAGGUAAUCUCGGUCAGCUGGUAGCAAAGAAUUUGACACGCCGAGGAGUUCCAGUUAAGGCCCUUGUCCGCCCGCGGACAGACCAUGCACGCACCCAGUCGCUUCAAGAUCGCAACGUGUCCAUUGCUCCUGUCAAUUUCUCCGACGUCGCUGCUCUUACUCGUGAGCUCCACGGGGCGACCUGCGUUGUCUCGACACUCCAAGGUCUACGCGAUGUAAUCCACAAUGUGCAGGGCAACCUGCUCGACGCCGCCGUGGCUGCCAAAGUCCCUCGUUUCAUCCCAUCAGACUUCUCCCUCGACUUCACCAAAACUAAACCAGGUUCGAACCGCAAUCUGGACCUGCGACGGGAGUUCCAUGCCCGACUCGACCGCUCUGGCAUUGCCUGGACCAGCAUUCUCAACGGCGGGUUCAUGGACCUGCUGGGCGGUGACUCGCCGAUGAUCAAUCACAAGAAGGGGAAGGUCGUCUACGUGGGGAAAGCGACGCAAUUAUUGGAUCUAACCACUAUCCCAGAUACUGCAGCCUACACGGCUGCCGUGGCAGCGGAUCCCAAUCCCACUCCACGGUUCCUCCGCAUCGCCGGCGAUGUCGUCAGCGUGCAGGACAUUGCCGUCGCCGAGACGGCAUUGGAGGGAAAGCAGUAUCAGCCGUCGUGGAUGGGAACCGUUGGAUUCUUGGAGGUUAUGAUCCGAGUUCUAAGGGCAUUUGGCGGCGAAAAUGACAUCUUUCCGGCCUGGCAGGGGAUGCAAUAUAUGGCGAACAUGUUUUCGGGGGUGGCCAAACUGAAGCCGCUGGAUAACGAUAGAUACCCGGAUCUCCAGUGGACGAAGGUCGCCGAUUACCUCCGGGAAGAAAAAACGCGGAGGGUAUUGAAGUAG
Aspergillus melleus is the source of this 915-nucleotide messenger RNA. RefSeq lists its product as uncharacterized. Lineage: Eukaryota; Fungi; Ascomycota; Eurotiomycetes; Eurotiales; Aspergillaceae. The record is from RefSeq and is a predicted model, not a curated record. The coding region runs from base 1 to 915 and encodes 304 amino acids. The transcript has a single exon.